UUUUGCAUGAAUCCCAUUGACAGAGUCACAGUGCUCGGAAAUGGCGUUGUUCUCCAGAAUGAGGGACCACGGAGCCCUGGACAAGGCCCUGGUGAAGGAGCUGAAGUCCUGCUGUGCACGGGAGAGCAACUUUCUUCCCAGGAAGUCUGGUUUGAAGAUGAUGGAGUCCUCAGCGGCGCAGCCCAAACACGUGCCCUGCGUGUCCGUGUGCUGCCUCCACAUGGCGGCCGGCGUGACGGAGGAGGCCGAAGACGUGGCACCCGUCCGCGAGCUCAUCCGCAUCGGCCACAGCAAGUUCACCGUGUCGGACCUCGGUCGCAUCGAGACCGUCGUGGCCCAGAAGCUGGGCCCUGUGACCCCAGCGGUCACUGCCUUCACCUUCUUGCACCUCUACUACUCGGCUUUGAACGCUGUGUGCCAUGAUGACGGGACAGAGAUCCCAAGCGUCAUGACGCUGGAAGCGCAGCUGAAAGCCUGCUUGUGUAGACUUGUUUUCUCCAAAGCAAAAUCGUCCCUACUCGCCCUCGCCCUAGUUGCCUACGAGUUUGAAAGCCUGCAGUGCACCGCCGCGCCAAAGAUGAUGCAGCAGAUGCAAAGAGUCACAAAGGUGAGUGACGGCGAUCUACGCCAUUGGCAACACCUGGUGGCCAAGCGCAUGACGGAGUACCGCUCAGCACAGUGCCACAAGCCCAACGGCAGGAAGCUGGUGUGGGCGCUGUCCAAGAUGACUGCGCAGAGUCUGCACGGCAACCUCUGCACUGCCCCCCGUCUGCCCACCAUACCUGAGGACGCCUGGGACCACAGCCUAAGUGAGGAGGACCCGAGUAGCGGCGAAGACAGCCCUUGCGGCUCUCUGGGCAGCGGUGGUGAAGGAGCCUUCUUCCCUGCCUCCUAUUUGUGACUCAUCACCACCUGUUUUUUCCCAAACAAACGUUGAUUUGCUCCAUGCGUAGCCAAUGUGAAAAAAAAGCAAUAUUUUUGGCAAGUCCUUGGUGGCUUUAGUGUCCAUGCUAGACACAUUCCAGCAAGACAAAAAAGAGUUGCAGUUGACUGUCAGCUAACAUGCUGCUUAACAGGAUUAUGCAAGUAAUAUGUGCCUACUAUGUUCUAAUGUCACAUUUCAAUGUGAAAGUUCCAGACUUAAUAUGCUGCACUGUUAUUAUGGUCUUUUUUUUUUUU
This is a messenger RNA of Phycodurus eques (leafy seadragon), 1179 nucleotides long. Its product is annotated as cyclin-G2-like. The record is from RefSeq and is a predicted model, not a curated record. The transcript is spliced from 6 exons. Bases 41 to 901 code for a protein of 286 amino acids. Lineage: Eukaryota; Metazoa; Chordata; Actinopteri; Syngnathiformes; Syngnathidae.